GGAGCGGCGCAAAGCCCUGCCCGGGGAGCGGGGCAGAGCUCUGCCUGCCCGGGGCUCUGCCGGCUCUCCGCGCAUCCCCUGCAGGCAGAGUUUGCUCAACUAGUCGAACUGGCUCUUUCUGUCUCGUAUUUUCGGCAAACUAAGAAUUUCCUUCCUGAUAAAAACGAGCGGCGGGCGCCCCGAUUGGGCGUCGCGUUGCAGAGGAUGUGACAUCAGGCACAUCUCUCGCUCGGCUGGGUCGCUGGCAGCCGAGCAGGGCAGCCCGGGAGCUGUUUGGUUAAGUCGCAGCCCAGGUGCUCGGGUUCCUGCCCGGGUUGCUGCCGGCAGCACGGCCCGGCUGCCGUGAGGGCUGCUCGCCUCAUGCGGGCCCGGCCCGCGCCAGGGAUCGCUGCGGCCGCUGGGGGCUCACCGGGGACGAUGGAAUUUGAACUCUGGAGACCAACCACAAAGUGAAAAAACAGCGCUUGGGCAGACGGGGCUGAGAUGGAUGAUGAGAGAACAAACCAAAAUGCCAGCAAAGUGCAAGGAGCGGGGGGCCAGGCAUGUGCAGCGCCGCCGGGCACCGCGCUGGUGAGGGACUUUAUUUCAGACUGGUCUCCUUUACAUGAGGCCUCUAUCCAUGGGCGUCUGCUUUCUCUGAAGAAGCUCAUUGAACAGGGGAAUGAUGUCAAUCUUGUUACAGCAGACCAGGUGUCUCCUCUCCAUGAAGCCUGCCUGGGGGGUCAUGCUGCCUGUGCCAGUGUCCUGUUAAAACAUGGUGCUCAGGUGAAUGGAGUGACUGUUGACUGGCACACCCCACUGUUCAACACUUGUGUCAGUGGCAGUGUGGCUUGCUUGAAUUUACUGCUGGAGCAUGGAGCCAGCCUACAGCCACCCUGUGACCUGGCAUCCCCCAUCCAUGAAGCAGCAAAGAGAGGUCAUGUGCAAUGUGUCGAACUCCUUGCAUCCCGUGGGGUAAAUAUAGAUCACAACAUCAAGCACCUGGGUACUCCGCUUUAUGUAGCAUGUGAGAACCAGCAACUGAACUGUGCCAAGAAGCUGCUUGAGUCAGGAGCAAACGUGAACAGCGGCAAGGGCCUGGAGUCCCCUCUGCACACGGCUGCCAGGAAUUGCAGCGUGGAGCUGGUGAAGCUGCUGAUGGACUUUGGAGCAGACGUGUGGGUGAAGAAUGCUGAAAACAAGAGGCCAGUGGAGCUGGUCCCACCUGGCUGCCCUCUGGGCCAGCUGUUCCUGCAGAGAGAAGGGCCACUGUCCUUGAUGCAGCUGUGCCGCCUGUGCAUCAGGAGGUGCUUUGGACACAAGCAGCAUCAAAAAAUAACUGGACUUCUCCUCCCAGAUGAGCUGAAACAUUUCCUUCUCCACAUUUGAGCCUUUUCAUGUUCAGAAUGGUGCCUUUAAUAACACAGCAAGAAAUGGGUCCUGCUGCCACAAACUGAACUGCAGUUCAAACUGAACUGCUCCCUUGGGU
Molecule: messenger RNA, 1468 nt
Organism: Passer montanus (Eurasian tree sparrow)
Lineage: Eukaryota; Metazoa; Chordata; Aves; Passeriformes; Passeridae
Gene: ASB9
Product: ankyrin repeat and SOCS box containing 9
Exons: 8
Coding region: 484-1368 (294 amino acids)
Biological process (GO): protein ubiquitination; intracellular signal transduction; positive regulation of protein catabolic process
Molecular function (GO): protein binding
Source: RefSeq, a predicted model, not a curated record